Messenger RNA from Cryphonectria parasitica EP155, 724 nucleotides. RefSeq lists its product as uncharacterized. The annotation marks the transcript as partial. The transcript has a single exon. Lineage: Eukaryota; Fungi; Ascomycota; Sordariomycetes; Diaporthales; Cryphonectriaceae. Gene Ontology annotation, molecular function: phosphatidylinositol-4,5-bisphosphate binding; actin filament binding. The record is from RefSeq and is a predicted model, not a curated record. Gene Ontology annotation, biological process: barbed-end actin filament capping; actin filament severing.
GGAAAUCCUUCGGAGGCCCUCCAUCACCGGCAAAAGUGUCAAGUAUGGAGAAGGUCGAUUCGCAGCCGACCAUGUCUGUGAAGAAUGGUGCAGCCGUCUUCGAUCGAUCGAUCACAUCCCCUAAGCCUCAGGAGCUGGAGGAGAAGAAGCCUGCACCGCCUCCCAAACCUGCUUUAGAACCACUAAAUCUGCCUCCAACAUCCCCUUCCAAGACGAUUCCGGCAAAAACCGUACCGAUCGAGCCCGUUGCAGCUGCGAGCCCGUCCCCAUUGACAUCGCCCACACGCUCUCCUUCCAAGAGCGGCUCAGAUGUUUCUGCCAUGCUAAAGGAUUUCUUCGGCAAUGAGCGACCCAGGCGAGAGUAUCGCGCAGACGCUGCCGAGAUCUUGAUGAACCGACCCAGGAGCGGAUCCACCGUACAAACGCAGAAGGCGCAGCUCUACCAGAUCACGGAGCAAGGCAAACGAGUUCCCGUGCCGAACCACCAUGAGCGCGUGCUUUUUGAGCGUGAGAUGUAUCUCUGCUCACACACUUUCACCAAUGCUGCGCGCAAGAAGGUUCAGGAGGUAUACUUCUGGGCAGGCGACGAGGUUCCGUUGUCGGUGAUCGAGGACGCACAAGUCUUUGUGAACCGUGAAGCGAGGUCACUGGGCGGGACACUGAUCAAGAUGUCCCAGGGCAAAGAGACGGCCGAGUUCAUCCAGGCACUCGGUGGUAUUAUCAC